GAUAAAAAGAAAACAAAGGAACUCUUACUAAACGCCUUUCUUUUGUUACAGAUAAAAAUCACACCAAUGUGAAAGGGAACAAAGAUGGACCUUAAAUAUCUGAUCCUAAUGAUCGCGUUCGCGACUGUUGAAAUAAACGUUACUGAGAGUCGGCAAAAUGACAAAAGGCGUUGGAAAAACGACAAAAGCUACUCGCACUACGUCAACAUUUGCGAUAUUCAAGAUAGAGUGUCUAAAGUACACUGCUACUGCGAGAGUAUAAAGAUAAAAACCGCCACAAAAGCCGAUUGCUGGGUUUUCAACGGGGGCAUAGCCGAAGACGAUCCGUUUUGGUCAAAUUUUUAUUCGCAACCUAAAAUAGAAAAGUUGACAUUCAACGUGCGCGCUGACGGUGGUUUGACAUACAUUCCAGCAAAAGUUAUUGUUCGCCUUGAACAUCUACAGUACCUUAAUAUUCAGUACGCGAAUAUUUUUAGUAUACCGUCGUUUGCAUUCACCAAUUCUACUACACUCAGAGAAAUAACUUUACCGAAGAACAAAAUAACGAAGCUUGAAAAGAUGGCGUUUGCUCAUCUGAUAAUGUUGUCAAACGUCAGCUUAGUAGAAAAUCAGAUAUCCGAAUUAAAUACCGAUGUAUUUUAUGUCCUCCCAAAUUUACAAAGGUUGUAUUUGUCAAAGAACACAAUAACAGUUUUGCACGACGGCUGUUUCAAGCACCUGAGCAAUUUGAUAAGAUUAGAUCUCGACAACAAUCUGCUGACUGUUGUCGUUAAAGAGAACUUCCAGGGGCUGUCUAAUUUGAUUACGCUAGAUAUGCGAAACAACAAAUUAGAUAUGAUAGGGGACUUGGCGUUCGCGGAACUUUGGAGUCUUCAAGAACUUUAUCUGGACGGUAAUGAAAUAGAAUAUAUAUCAGAACGGGCUUUUGGAGGGCUCAACCAGUUGAGGAAACUUUCUUUGGUCGAUAAUAAGUUGGCAUCACUCGAUGACGGUGUACUGAAUGAUAAUGUCAAGUUAAAUUUUUUGGAUUUGAGAAAUAAUAAUUUGGAAACAUUGCGAAUGGAGACGGUUCAAGAUGUUUUGGAAAACAUGAUGAUGAAUUACGCUUUAAUCUCCCUCGAUGGUAACAGGCUAAACUGCGACUGUCGUUUGUCCUGGCUACAUAAGCUGAAAAAUGAAACGAAAAGCAAACGGAUUAAGGCGUCACUGAAUCGACUAGUCUGCAUCAUGGAUAAUAAGUAUAAAAACAAUAUCGGUCUCAAAAUCGAAAGGACGGAACCACCACAGAAAAUCAACAAACUUUUGCAAAGAAAGGAUUACGAAAAUGAUGACGAUCUUGAUGAGGACAAAUCUUAUGAUGACACUAUGCAAGACCAGGAAACGGAUCCGGACUUUUCAAAAAUAGAAUACCGCAGGCGACUAUUGGAAAUACCUUCUGAAAUGCUCCCGUGUCCUUAUAGACUUAGUGGUGAGCCAUCUUACUCACCUCCGACACAAGACGAAGUCAAAUACUACAAGACGUCUCUAAGUUCAACGUUAAGAUGUUUCAGUUGGUUAAUUUUAGUAACCACAGCGAUAGUUUUGUAGCAACUGACACAAUAUUAUAGCAUAUAAGUAAGACAUGAUGUAUUCUGCUCCAUUUAAUAUUAAUUUCCUAUGAUAUUUCUUUGAUUAAAAGAGUGUGUUUCUUUUUGUAUUCAUAAUAAAUUAUUUUCUGCAUGAAAAUACAUUUUAUAUAUUUUAUUCGCUUCAAUUUUAAAGUCGUUUAAAUUAGUACAUAUAAAUCUUCUAGUUAUAAGGUAUCUUUAAUGUUUUGGACCCAACUUCAGCGUAAUGUAAAUAUAUGUGUUGUUAGUAAAAUGUAAAUAUUUUUUUCGUAAGUUAUUAUUAAGAAUACAGAUGGACAAAUGUAAUCUGUAUAACGAUUAUUUAUUGCUCUUUAUUCAGGUUGUAUAC
Diatraea saccharalis (sugarcane borer) is the source of this 1956-nucleotide messenger RNA. The record is from the annotation of a GenBank genome assembly. NCBI's taxonomy places the organism in Eukaryota, Metazoa, Arthropoda, Insecta, Lepidoptera, Crambidae.